AUGAAGCUGACUUUGCACCGUAUAGCAGGCACCACGAUGAGCACCCUAACAACAGGUGUGCAGCACCUCGGCUCCAACGAUGCCAGCUACGAUAACCCCUCAGUCGACUCCAGCCUGGUCAAAAAUGGAUUCCACUUUGAGAAAGCUCACUCUGGCUCCAUCGGCACCGCCUUUUCCGAGGUUAUCCCCGGAAAUAAAGAGGUCAUAUACGCUGCCCUCUCCCCCAUUUUGCCCACCAACAUGUCAGACUUCAUCCUGGGCAACGGCUCGUCUCUAGAGGGGAGAGGAGCAGCGCAGUGUGCUGAGAACUUAGUGGACAAUUUGGAGUGCUUUAUGAUCCUUACUCCCAGUCAACAGCUUGCAGUUGCCAUCCUCGCACUCACCCUGGGUACAUUCACUGUGCUGGAAAAUUUAAUCGUGCUGUGCGUGAUUCUACACUCCCAGACGCUUCGAUCUCGGCCUUCCUACCACUUCAUAGGCAGCCUGGCUGUGGCAGACCUGAUAGGAAGCAUCAUUUUCGUAUACAGCUUCUUGGACUUUCACGUCCUUCACAGAAAAGACAGCCCAAACAUUUUCCUCUUCAAACUGGCGGGGGUCAUCGCCUCAUUCACUGCCUCUGUGGGAAGUUUGUUCCUCACUGCAAUCGACCGCUACAUCUCCAUCCACAGGCCCAUGGCAUACAAGCGCAUCGUCACAAAGACCAAAGCGGUGAUCGCCUUCAGCCUGAUGUGGACCAUCUCCAUCGUCAUCUCGCUGCUGCCGCUGCUCGGCUGGAACUGCAAGCGUCUGGGUACAGUUUGCUCAGACAUUUUCCCUCUCAUUGACCAAAAGUACCUGAUGUUCUGGAUCGGGAUGACGAGCAUCCUGGUCUUGUUCAUCAUAUACGCCUACAUGUUCAUCCUGUGGAAGUCCCACCACCACGCUGUCCGCAUGCUGAGCCGCAGCUCCCAGAGGAGCGUGAUCGUCUACACGGCAGAGGGAGCCAAAGUGCAAACAGUGAGGCCUGAGCAGGCUCGGAUGGACCUCCGUCUGGCCAAAACCCUGGUCCUGAUUCUGGUGGCCCUCAUCAUCUGCUGGGGUCCCCUCCUAGCUAUAAUGGUUUACGACCUCUUCGGGAAGGUGAACGAUACGAUUAAGACCGUGUUUGCCUUUUGCAGCAUGCUGUGCUUGCUCAACUCCACGGUGAACCCGGUGAUCUACGCUAUGAGGAGCAAAGACCUGCGCCGGGCCUUCCUCAACAUCUGCAACAUUUGGCGGGGCACGACGCAGCCUCUGGACAACAGCGCAGAGAGCGACUGGACCAGCAGAAGUGUGAGAGCCACAGCAGGGGGGGCGGGGAAGAAUGGAGUGAGCAGUAGAAAGGCUCAAGCAAAAGUAGCCCAGGUUACAGUUUCUGGAGUGACCGAGACAUCUACAGUGGAUCCGGUCUAA
Messenger RNA from Menidia menidia (Atlantic silverside), 1431 nucleotides. Lineage: Eukaryota; Metazoa; Chordata; Actinopteri; Atheriniformes; Atherinopsidae. The record is from the annotation of a GenBank genome assembly.